Messenger RNA from Benincasa hispida (wax gourd), 1356 nucleotides. Its product is annotated as TRP-like ion channel protein (Protein of unknown function, DUF599). The record is from RefSeq and is a predicted model, not a curated record. Lineage: Eukaryota; Viridiplantae; Streptophyta; Magnoliopsida; Cucurbitales; Cucurbitaceae.
AAUAGGAGUGGGGAAGCCAAGUGUUUUGUUGUGUUCCAUUUUUGUGAGUUCCACUGCCACAUCCAUAUAACAACUUGAGUCAUCAUCAACACAAUUCUUUCUUUCUUUAUUAUUUCUGCAUUGAUUCUUGGGGUUCCUAUCUAUCUAUAUACAUGCUUUUUGUUGUUGUAUAGUGUAGUGGUAGAAGAAGAAAUAGCAUAAAAAGGGAGGCAUUAUUAUUGGAAUGGAAAAAAAGAUAGUUGAUUACAUUUUGGUAUCAUCAGGAGUGGGAGUAAUGGUGGGAUAUCAUAUAUGGUUGUUUUAUAGGAUUAUCACCCAUCCUAAUAAGACCGUCAUCGGUAUCAAUGCUAUCAAUCGUCGCUUCUGGGUUCGUGCUAUGAUGGAGGAUGCAUCAAAGAACGGCGUCCUCGCUGUCCAAACGCUAAGGAACAACAUAAUGGCGUCUACUCUUUUGGCAUCGACGGCGAUAAUGCUCUGUUCUUUAAUCGCCGUCUUAAUGACAAGCGGCGGCCAUGGCGAAUCUCCAUUAGUAGUACUCGGUGAUACAAGUCAGUUCAGUUUCUCAAUCAAAUUCUUCGCCAUUUUGCUUUGCUUUCUCGUGGCGUUUUUGUUCAAUGUUCAAUCCAUUAGGUAUUAUAGCCAUGCCAGCAUUCUCAUCAAUACACCUUUCAAGAAAAUUGCAAUCGACGAUCACCAUCAACGCCUCACAGCGGAAUACGUGGCAGCGACGGUGAAUAGAGGCAGCUAUUUCUGGUCCUUGGGAUUACGAGCCUUCUACUUCUCAUUUCCUCUGUUUUUGUGGAUCUUUGGACCUAUUCCUAUGUUUUCCUCUUCAUUUCUGCUUGUUUUUAUGCUGUAUUUCCUUGAUGCUACUUUUGAAUUCUGCUGGACGGAGGGGAAUUUGGAUUACCUUCCUCAAAGAGACGAAGAAGAGGAGAUUGGGAAAUAGGGUUUUUCUAUGUCCGUCGUUAUAUUACUGUUUAUUUGAGAUAUUUUUAGGUGGCAAAUCCUCAUAGCGUCCAUUUUCAACUACUCUCGACCCGACCGAUCAAAAGGAACCGACUUUAGUUUAGGGUCAUACUUAUACUAGGCUCGUUCAAGUCGGUAUUCUACCCGAUCGGUCGAUUUGAGUCCGCUAAAAAUUUAGGGAAAAAAAUUUGUCAAUGAUGUCUUUAGUUGUGAGGUUCUAUAAUCACGUGAAUAGAGCUAUCUAUUCCUAGCCAAACUUUUUGAUUUAUAGUUAGUUAGCGAUGUCUAAAUUAACUUGUAUAUUUCUAAUUUGUCUUCAAUAUUUUAAUAAUUUUUAUUAGUGCUUACUUUGAUUUUAAUUUUUUUUUAGAAAAUGUAAAAAUAUAG